Calliphora vicina (urban bluebottle blowfly) is the source of this 11988-nucleotide messenger RNA. RefSeq names its product Dynein heavy chain at 62B (gene Dhc62B). Gene Ontology annotation, molecular function: minus-end-directed microtubule motor activity; ATP binding; dynein intermediate chain binding. Gene Ontology annotation, biological process: microtubule-based movement. The record is from RefSeq and is a predicted model, not a curated record. NCBI's taxonomy places the organism in Eukaryota, Metazoa, Arthropoda, Insecta, Diptera, Calliphoridae. Gene Ontology annotation, cellular component: dynein complex.
AUGUACAGUCGCAAAUUGGAUCGAAUGUAUCAUCCGCCCUCAAAUCUGGAUAGAUACGACAAUGAGGAAUAUAUGAAGAACCCGUUGCUAAAAUUUCGUUUAGCCGAUGUAUAUGAAAGACGACAUCAUAUGUUUUUAAAAUAUCGGGCAGCCGAGGUAAAAAUGAAAUUAUCACGUAAACUUCUACCGUCCGAAGCCGACAUACGCUAUUUGCCCGAAUCUCAUUAUGUGGACAACUUGCGGAGAUGUGUGCGCAAAAUUGUGGUUCCAAAAAUGUUAACGAAAACCGAAAAACAAAUACUAAGCUAUGCACCCAAACAUUUGAAACAAAAACUGCCAGAACUAGUCAAGUCGUAUAUGAAAGAUGUUCACGAUGAGUUUGACCGUUUAAUGAAAAUUUAUAGCAUGAAAAGUAUUUUAGUUAAACCCGAAUUGCCUGGCGAAGAUCCGGCCGAAUUUGAUUUACCAAAGGCCGACUUUAGAUUUUCGCUACCGGGAAAAACCGAAAAUUAUGCGAAAUUUGUUCAAAACCGCAAGAGAAUAAAACAGCGUUUACUAAUCUUGCACGUGCCCGUAAGAUGUGUGUUAAAUUCUAGCGAACUAGAAUUUCCCGAAUUGUUAAUUGCAUUUGAUCCGUUGCAAUUGAAAAUGACUCAGGCUGCCUCCGUACAAAUGGGUUUGGGUCACAGAGAAUGUAUUUCUCACAAGACACUGCUGAAAUAUUGUCGCACUUCGUUGGACAAUAACAAUACAUAUUUGAGAUGGACUUGGUAUCCAAAGUUUAUAUGCAGCAUAAGACGCAUGUAUAAAAAGCGGGUUUUAAGUCCCAAAUUAUGGCCACCGACAUUUCUGUGUAUUGAAGGACUCAUCAACAGGCAGCUGAAUAAUUUAAAACAGAGGACUCUAUUGGAACUGCUGAAAGUUUGUGCCAAUGAACGAAAAAUGCCAAUGCUACGCUUGAAUUUAGUGUGUUACGAUGAAGACGACAGCAUUGAUAUAAGUCCCAGCAUUGAGGAAAUACUGGAAGUCUAUGAGACUAUAGCUAGGGAGAUUGCCGACGUGGGUAAUCGAAUGGAACCCAUACAACCGCAAAUAGAUGCUUCAACAGUUAGCCAGGCGGCCGAGUAUUUACGCAUAAAUCUCAAUCUUAAUUACCUCAACGAAUACAUCGACCAAUUAAGAGGUGUUAUCGUGAAAACCUACAAACCGAUACAACAGUAUUUGGUAAAAUACCAACAAAAAUAUUACAGUCUCUACAGCCAAACAGUAAUUGAUGAUUUGAAUGAGUUUUUGUCCGAACCGCGAGCUUUUGAGGAAUAUUUUACUAAAAUAGACUCCUAUUUUGAAUACAUUAAUUUGUUGCGCAGCGAACCGAGACAGGAUUUCUUCGUUUUGGCCAUUAUAAACAAUGAGCCCGCCAUCAGACGCCUUCGCCAAAUAGCUGAUGGUUUAAUUGCCCGCAUAACAUCCGAAAUAACCAAGCAGCACAUAAAAACCGAAUUAGAUAUUUGUAAUGAAUUUAAAUACAUCAAAGAUAGAGCUUUGGAAAUACCUAAAACCACCGAAGAGCUUUUGGCCGCCGCCGAAUAUAUGAUUUUUGUUAAGAAAGAGAAACUCUUCGAACUGAGAAAUCGCAUACAAUAUUGCCUGAAAAUUGGCACAAAUCUGGUCGAGUUGUGUGAGAUGUCUCCAUAUCACUUUGAUUUGACCAUCACCACCAUUAGUUGGUUGUAUGACAUCAAUGAAAUUUGUGAUUAUAAUGCCUCUCAGCAGGAAAAUUACAAGUGUCUGUUUGAGGAGCACUUGCAGGAAGUGGUUAAGAAACUAAAUGAAGAUAUUGAAGAAUUAAUACCAAAAAUAACCAUUAUUAAUGACAUGAGUGAUCCGAAAAAGUUUAAAGAAUACUACAUAAUGCUGCAGAAUUUUAUAGACCAAUUGAAAAUAUUUGAUGACUACGUGGCCUGGAUUAAUAAGGAGGAAAAGCUGUUUAAAAUUCCACAAACCAUAUAUCCAACACUGGAAGUUUUGAAGACAUUCGUUUAUCCGUUUGCAACGUUAAUGAAAUUAUGCAUAAAUUGGAUGCGUUAUCAUAGUGUUUGGUUGGAUGGUCCGUUUGAGUAUUUGGAACCGAAAUUUGUCGAACUCACCACCGAUAAUUAUCUUAAAGAAUUCCAAAAGAAUCAAAAAUACUAUAGGCAAAAAAUAAAACAAGAUUUAAUCGAUAAUCCCAUCUGUAAAUUUAAGGGCCAAACUGAAGAUCCCGAUCCAGAGAAUCAUCCUGUCCCCUUGAGACUCUGUAACAAAAUGAUACAGUCGAUUAAAGAUUUUACCACGGGCGUAUUUAUUGUGAAUAACAUGUGUAAUCCCGCCCUAAGAAAGCGUCAUUGGAAGGAAAUGUCGGAAAUAGCGGGAUUUGAUAUAACACCGGAUGCUGGAACCACUUUAAGGAAAAUCUUAAACUAUAAAUUGGAUUCAAAAUUGGAUCAGUUUGAGAUAAUAAGUGUAGGUGCUAAUAAAGAGUUGCAGCUAUGGAAUGCCCUGCAGUCCAUGAUACACGAGUGGGAUAAUAAGAUAUUUCCAACGGGACCUUAUAAGGAAACAGGAGUACAGAUUCUAUCUAAUCUGGAUGAUAUACAAGCUCUAUUGGAUGACCAUAUAUUAACAUGGUAUGACAAAAUAAAAAGAGUAAAUGAAACAUUAGACCAGUGGGGCAAAGUACAAGCUAAUUUCCUAUAUUUGUUGCCCAUAUUCUCUUCAAAGGAUAUAGUGGCUCAAAUGCCUGAAGAAGGAAGGCUGUUUUUGAUUGUGGAGCAAACAUUUACCCGCAAUAUGGGCAUGAUACUGAGACAACCCUUAGUUAUGGAAACUGCACCCGCAUCCGGAUUACUCGAGUCCCUGGUCAAAGCAGUGGAACUUUUGGAUGAUAUCACAAAUGGCGUUAACAACUAUUUGGAAAAGAAAAGAUUGUAUUUUCCUCGUUUCUUUUUCUUAUCUAAUGAUGAAAUGUUGGAGAUUUUAUCGGAAACCAAAGAUCCCUUAAGAGUUCUACCCCAUUUAAGUAAAUGUUUUGAAGGCAUUAAUAGCUUGGAAUUUGAUGAAAAGAAAAAUGUUUUAUCUAUGAUAAGUGGUGAUAUGGAAAUUGUUCCAUUCGUGGAACAAGUGUCUACCGCUGCAGCGGGUGGCAGUGUCGAGAAAUGGCUCCUGGGUGUGGAAUCUGAAAUGUUAAAGGCUGUGCGUGAACAAAUGGGAAUGUCAUUUGACCACUAUCCCAAAGUAGAGAGAUCUGAAUGGGUGCUAUAUUGGCCACAAAUGGUGGCAUUGUGUGUAUCACAAAUCUAUUGGGCAGCGAAUGUCCAUAUUAACCUAAGGAAGUCGGUAACAGAUUCUCAGGCAAUGAACAAUUUCUUUUCAGAAUUAACCUCCGAUUUGCAUCAGAUUGUGAGUUUAGUUAGAUCUACCGAAAUAAGUAAUUUAAAUCGCAUCACUAUCAAGUCUCUAAUUGUCAUUGAUGUUCAUGCCAAAGAUGUGAUCGAAGAACUCAUACGUUUGAAAAUAAACAGUGAGUAUGAUUUUCAAUGGAUGUCCCAGUUGCGCUACUACUGGGAAGAAGGUGACAGUUGGGUAAGAAUCAUCAAUGCGACUGUCCCAUUUGCCAAUGAAUAUUUGGGCAAUUCGGAUCGUUUGGUUAUAACACCCUUAACAGAUCGUUGUUAUCGCACCUUAGUAGGAGCUUAUCAAUUACAUUUAAAUGGAGCUCCCGAGGGACCAGCAGGUACGGGUAAAACUGAAACCACCAAAGAUCUAGCGAAAGCUUUGGCAGUUCAGUGUAAAGUAUUCAAUUGUUCCGACGGCCUGGAUUACAAAGCAAUGGGUAAAUUCUUUAAAGGUUUAGCUUCCAGUGGAGCUUGGGCCUGUUUUGAUGAAUUUAAUCGUAUCGAAUUAGAAGUACUUUCUGUGGUGGCCCAACAAAUAUUGUUAAUUGUCCAAGCCGUACGUGCCAAUGCUGUUAAAUUCGUAUUUGAAAAUACCGAAUUAACUUUAAACCCUUCAUGUUACGUAUGUAUAACUAUGAAUCCAGGCUAUGCUGGACGUUCCGAGUUACCGGACAAUUUAAAGGUAUUAUUCCGAUCCGUGGCAAUGAUGGUGCCAGAUUACGCAAUGAUUGGCGAAAUAUCUCUUUACUCCUAUGGUUUUGUGGAUGCCCGUAAAUUGGCGGUUAAAAUUGUUACCACUUAUCGUUUAUGUUCCGAACAAUUGUCAAUGCAAAAUCAUUAUGAUUACGGCAUGAGAGCAGUGAAGACUGUACUCUCCGCCUGUGGCAAUAUUAAAAAACAAUUUCCGAAUGAACUGGAAGAUAUUUUGCUGCUACGAUCUCUCAUUGAUGUUAAUUUACCAAAAUUCAUGUCUUUUGAUAUUCCCCUCUUUGAGGGUAUAAUAUCAGAUAUUUUCCCAGGCAUUACCCUACCCACCAUUGAUUAUUCACUUAUCGAAGCGGAGUUUAAGAAGUUUUGCAAAGAAAUGGUCUUGGAGCCAACUGAGAGUUUCCUCACGAAGGUAAUACAGACAUAUGAAAUGAUAAUAGUGCGACAUGGCUUUAUGUUGGUGGGAGAACCUUUAGCGGGUAAAUCUAAAACAUUGGAAAUAUUGGCAAAGAUUUUGUCGGCUUUAAAAAUUAAGGCUCCCGGAAAGAGUCCAUAUUUCCAACAUGUACAAAUGGGCAUUAUGAAUCCAAAAUCAAUAACAAUGAAUCAAUUGUAUGGUUCAUUUGAUCCAGUUUCAUAUGAGUGGACUGAUGGUUUAGUUGCUCGUAUAUUUAGAGAUUUUGCCAUGACUCCAACACCAGAUAGAAAAUGGGUCAUAUUUGAUGGACCUGUAGAUGCGGUUUGGAUUGAAAAUAUGAAUACUGUACUAGAUGACAAUAAGAAACUGUGCUUAACAUCGGGCGAGGUAAUAACCAUGACCAAAGAAAUGUCCAUGAUUUUCGAAGUCAUGGAUUUGGCACAGGCUUCACCGGCCACUGUAUCACGCUGUGGCAUGAUCUAUAUGGAACCCAGCACACUAGGUUGGCAAGCUUUUGCAAACACUUGGCUUAAGAAUUCCGAUAAUAGAUGGGCUGAUGAGGAGACAAUACCAUAUGUUAAAGCCUUAUUUAGUUGGCUAUUGGAACCAUGUCAAGAAUUUGUUCGCAAAAAUUGCAUUCAAUACUUAAAGCCAGGAGAAUACAAUUGUCUUACAACCACCUUCGAUUUAUUUGAAAUGUGUAUUAAUGAGGCAGUCGAGGAAAAUCCCGAAGACUAUCAGAAAUAUUUGCCAAUGUAUUUCCAGGCAGCCAUAAUAUUUUCGUUGAUUUGGGGCGUGGCUGGUAUAUUAGAUACAAGGUCCAGGGAAAAGUUUGAUGCAUUCUUAAGAAAGCAUUGGGCUGAUGAGGAAAAUAUUCCCUCAAUUAUAGGAAAAUUAGAAAUUGCCAUACCAGUUGAGGGACUUUUAGUGGACUAUAUAUACAUUUUUAAACAACGUGGAGCUUGGCGUUCAUGGCCUGAUAUUGCUAAACGUAUGGAGGUAGAGGAAACAUCAUUAGGAGUUCAGGUUCCCACCGUGGAUACGGCUCGUUACAUGCACUUACUGAAAAUGCAUAUUGAUCAUAAAAAGAAAAUUUUACUGGUUGGUCCUACAGGAACCGGUAAAAGUGUUUAUAUACAGAAUUAUCUAAUGAAUCGACUAAAUAACGAAAACAAUGAAUCGGCAUUUAUGACAUUCACAGUUAUGAUUACCGCUAAUCAAACUCAGGAAUUGUUAAUUUCCAAGCUUCAAAAGUGGAAACGAGGUAUCUAUGGUGCACCAAAAGGCAAAAAUACUGUACUCUUUGUGGAUGAUAUGAAUAUGCCCAUUAAGGAGGAAUAUGGUGCCCAGCCACCUUUGGAACUUCUACGACAAUAUUUCGAUUAUGGCCACGUUUACGAUCUUAAAGACAGCUCCAAAAUAUUUAUACACAAUGUGAUAUUUGUCAGUGCUUGCGGUUUACCAGGCGGAAGUCGACAAGAUGUUUACCCUCGUUUUUUGAAUCACUUCAAUAUUUUUGCAAUAGACACAUUUAGUGAUGACACCAUGAAUCGUAUAUUUGUUAAUGUUUUACUAAAUGGUUUUCGGAAGACGGGCCAUGGCAACGAUGUCUUUGUGGUGGUCAAUCAAAUCGUUUCGGCCACACAACAGAUCUACAAAAUGGUACAAAGUGAAAUGAGAGCCACUCCAGCUAAGAGUCAUUAUAUAUUUAAUCUGAGAGACAUAUCCCGCGUAGUAACGGGUUGUUCUCUAAUGCGCAAGGAGUCUGUCAAUGAUAAAAAGGUGUUUGUACGUUUGUGGUAUCACGAAGCUUUGAGAGUGUUUUAUGAUCGCUUAGUGGAUGAUGACGAUCGAAAGUGGAUGUUUAACAAAUUGAAUGAAUGUGUUAAAGCAAAUUUCAAAGAAAAAUUAGAAACUGUGUUUGAACAGUAUUGUAAUGAAACGGGCGGCGCUAGUGAAGCGUCAUUCACUUUGGAUAAUGCAAGUCGUGUAUUUUUCGGUGUGUAUUUCGAUGAAGAUAGUGUGGCCGAUGAGAGGAGAUACGAUGAGGUUCCUACCAUGUCUACCCUUUUUAAAUUGGCCAUGAUAAGUCUGGAUGACUACAACUCCACAAGAAGAUCCAAAGUGGAUAUAACACUAUUUACCUUCGCCUUGCAACAUUUGAAUCGUAUAUGUCGCAUUAUUUCCAUCGGAGGGGCCAGUGCUCUUCUUAUUGGCUUUGGCGGGUCAGGACGACAGUCUUUGACAAAAUUGGCCACUAAUAUGGUGCAAACUUCCUUCUUUCAGCCAGAAAUCACAAAAAAUUAUGGUGCUAAUGAUUGGCAUGACGAUUUGAAAAACGUAUUAAAAGAAGCCGGUGGAUUGGACAAGCACACGGUGUUUUUAAUGACCGAGAAUCAAAUAAAAAUGGAAUUAUUUUUACAGGAUAUAGACUGCUUACUUAAUCAGGGCGAAGUACCCAACAUCUAUGCCAUUGAUGAGAAGCAGGAGGUCUUGGAAAUGGUGCGUUUAGCUGCUCAGGGAGGCAAUCGUAAUAUUGAUAUAUCACCCUUGCAAGUCUUUUCAUUUUUUGUCAACCGAUGUAAAAAGAAACUGCACAUUGUUUUGUGCCUGUCUCCCAUAGGAGAUGCUCUGAGAACACGGGUACGUUUAUAUCCUUCUCUAGUGAAUUGUUGCACUAUUGAUUGGUAUCAAAGUUGGCCCGAAGAGGCUUUGCAAAUGGUUGCAAAAAUAUCAUUGGAAAAUGUUAAUGUUCCCUCCGAGGAAAUAAAGCAAGCCAUAGUGGAAACAACCCAAUAUUUUCACACCACUGCUGCUUCAGUAUGUGCGGAAUUCUGUUUAGCGACCGGCCGCUAUAUAUAUUUAACAAAUGCUUCCUUUUUGGAAUUAAUUCAAUCUUUUCAAAAGGUAAUUGGUCGCAAGCAACAGGAUGUAAUGGACGCAAAGAUGCGAUAUAUAGGGGGUUUAGAUACUUUGGCUUCUGCAGCUGCCGCUAUUUCCAUAAUGCAAAAAGAAUUGAAUGAUUUGCAACCAAAGCUCUUGUCUAUGGCGGAAAAUUCACGCAAGAUGUUGCUGGAAAUCAAUACAGAAACUGUGGCUGCACAGGCAGCUGCCGAACAAGUGAAAAAAGAUGAAAUAGUGGCGGGUAUACAAGCGGAGGCGGCACAAGAAUUAAAAAGUGAAUGUGAAAAAGAUUUGGCCCAGGCAAUUCCCGUGCUGGAAGAAGCUUUGCAGGCUCUUAACACUCUCAAACCGGCCGAUAUUACUCUGGUUAAGUCUAUGAAAAAUCCUCCCUCGGUAAUUAAGCUAGUAAUGGCUGCUGUUUGUGUCAUCAAGGGUAUACCACCGGACCGUAUAGCGGAUCCAGCUACUGGAAAAAUGGUUAACGAUUAUUGGGGUCCCAGUAAACGAAUAUUGGGAGAUUUGAAUUUCUUGCAGGCUCUCAAAGAUUUCGACAAAGACAAUAUAAAUCCCGAAAUAAUGAAAAAGAUACGCAAAGAUUUCAUACCUCACAAAGAUUUUAAUCCGAAAAUUGUAGCCAAAGCAUCGAGUGCGGCCAAAGGUUUAUGUCAAUGGAUUAUAGCCAUGGAUCUAUAUGACAAUGUCGCGAAAAUUGUCGCUCCAAAAAAGGCCAAGUUAAUAGCAGCGGAAAAGGAGUAUGCCGAUACCAUGACUUUCUUAAAUGAAAAGCGAGAAUUGACAGCUGCCUUGGAAGCUAAGGUGGCCAAACUUAAUGAGGAUUUAGACAAGGCCAAUCAGGAAAUGAGAAGAACGCAAGAUGAGGCCGAUCUUUGUGAAAAUAAACUCAGUCGGGCUAAAUCAUUGAUAGAUGGUUUGGGUGGAGAAAAAUACAGAUGGACAAAGGCAGCUGAAGAUUUGCAAAGUCUUUAUGAUCAUUUGCCGGGAGAUAUUCUUCUCUCGUGUGGCGUGAUAGCCUACCUUUCAGCCGUCAACUACAAAUAUCGCUCCAUGUGUGUGGAGGACUGGUAUCAGAAGUGCGUAAAACACAAAAUACCACUAUCUGACAAUUAUAGUAUUACGACAGCCUUGGGUUUGGACAUCACCAUACAAAAUUGGAAUAUCAAUGGUUUACCCAACGAUGUGUUUUCCACUGAAAAUGCUAUUAUAUCAGCCAACUCAAGUCGCUAUAGUCUGUUCAUAGAUCCUCAGGGUCAGGCCAACAACUGGAUUAAAAAUACCGAACGUAAGAAUCGUCUAAGCGCGGUUAAAUUUAAUCAAGCUAAUUACAUGAAAAUCAUAGCCGAAUCCAUGGAAUAUGGUUAUCCAGUUAUAAUAGAGAACGUCCUGGAGGAACUAGAGGUACCUUUGGAUCCCAUACUGCUGCAUAAUACAUUUACGCAGGGAGGUCACCAGUUUAUAAGCCUGGGCGAUAACAUUGUGCAGCUACAUAAAAACUUUCGCUUGUACAUGACAUGUAACUUAAGAAAUCCCCACUUUCUACCAGAAACAUUCAACAAGGUGACGAUUAUAAAUUUUGCUCUAACUCAAAGUGCUCUAGAGGAUCAGCUGCUUAGUAUAGUAGUGGCCAAGGAGAGACCUGAUUUACAAGAACUUCGUAUGAAUUUAACGGAUGAAGCGGCCAAAAAUAAGGCAGCCCUAGUAGAUGCCGAAAAUAUGAUAUUGAAAACAUUAACCUGCUCCGAAGGUGAUAUUUUGGAAAAUGAAGAAGCCAUUCAAAUUUUGGCCGAGUCAAAAACUUUGUCAAUAGACAUAGUGGCGAAACAGGAAGCCUCCAAAGAAACAUCCGCUAAAAUAGAAGCCUUUAGACUAAAUUACAAGCCGGUGGCCAUACAUUCCUCUAUACUCUACUAUUCUAUAACUGAUUUACCCAACAUAGAUCCCAUGUACCAAUUUUCACUAAACUGGUACAUAAACUUGUACAUGUAUUCCAUAGAGACUGCCAAUAAAUCCAAAGAAUUGCCCAGACGUAUAAAGUUUCUAGUCGAUGCAGUGACAAAGAAUCUUUACAACAACGUUUGCAAAUCAAUAUUUGAUAAAGAUAAAUUGCUAUUCUCCUUUAUAUUAUGUUGUCGCAUCUUGUUGGGCAAUAAUCAAAUAGAGAUACGUCACAUGGUGCAUUUGUUAACGGCAGCCAAGGAAUCUGGUCAUGGUCCUAACAAUCCAGACCCUUCCUGGAUAACAGAUACGAUUUGGGCUAAUAUUUUACGUUUAGAAGAAUUGCCGGAAUUGCAGGGCAUUGUGAAAUUCUUUCAAUCUAAUCUUGGUGCCUGGAAGAAAAUCUAUGAUCAUUCAGAACCCGAAUUACAGCCUCUUCCAGAACCUUGGCACAAUAAGACUACACGAUUUGAGAAAAUGAUUAUUUUAAAGUCAUUACGUCCCGAUAAAGUAUUUCUGGCCAUACGUCAAUUUAUAGCGGCUGAAAUGGGUCCACAAUUUGUUACUCCUCCCGACUUUGAUAUAAGCAAAUCAUUUAUGGAGUCGACGGCUUUAACUCCCUUAAUUUUCAUACUUUCUCCGGGAGCAGAUCCUUUAGGAUCCCUUUUAUCAUUUGCUGAGAAGACUGGCUACGACGAGACUUUCCAAAGUAUUUCAUUGGGUCAAGGACAGGGACCAAUAGCUCAGAAUCUCAUAAAAGUUGCUCAGGAAUUUGGCUAUUGGGUGUGUUUACAAAAUUGCCAUUUGGCAGCAUCGUGGAUGUCUAAACUGGAAUUUAUAUGGGAAAAUAUGGAUACAUUUAAUACAUCACCUGGCUUUCGUUUAUGGCUAACUAGCUAUCCCACACCACAAUUUCCCGUUGCCUUACUACAAAAUGGUGUCAAGAUGACUAAUGAGCCACCCACCGGCUUAAAAGAAAAUAUUAUGCGUUCGUAUAAUUCCGAACCAAUAAACGAUCAAUCCUUUUACACGGGUGUUGCGAAACAGGAUCGUGCUUUUACUCGGCUACUCUUCGGAAUAUGUUUCUUUCAUGCAGUGGUCCAAGAACGACGCAAAUACGGACCUUUGGGUUGGAAUAUUGCCUACGGAUUUAAUGAAUCCGAUUUGCAAAUAUCCGUCUUGCAAUUGAGUAUGUUACUAAAUCAAUACGAACAUGUACCAUAUGAUGCCAUAUCCUACUUAACAGCAGAGUGUAAUUAUGGUGGUCGCGUUACCGACACCUGGGAUCGUCGUGCUAUUGUUACAAUUCUGGCCGAUUAUGUUAAUUCCGAGGUAGUGUCCAACAAUCGUUAUAAAUUUGCUAUAGAAGAUAGAUUUAUAGUGCCUCGUAAAUCCGAACAUCGUGAGAUUUUACGUUAUGUUGAUGAAAACUAUCCCAGUUUGGCGGCACCCGAUGUGUACGGCCUUCAUGCGAAUUCGGGUAUAACACGAGAUUUACAAACUACCAAAACUUUAUUGGAUUCAAUGAUCUUAAUAUUGGGAAGUGAAGUUACUUCCGGCGGCGGUAUGGGCCAAAGUGCCGAUCAAUUGUUGUUGGAUACCGUUAAACAGAUUGUUGCCGAGAUGCCGGAAAACAUGGACAUUGAAGCAGCCAAAAAGAAGUAUCCCGUAGACUAUAGCGAAUCUAUGAAUACGGUGAUUACUCAGGAAAUGGAACGUUUCCUCAACUUACAGCUCGAAAUACGAGCUUCGUGCCGAGACGUUGAGAAUGCCAUUCAUGGUAUUAUUGUAAUGACACCCGAAUUGGAAGGUAUUAUAACGGCUAUAAAAUUAAAUCGAAUACCAGCGAAAUGGAUGAAAAAGUCGUAUCCUAGCUUAAAGCCUUUAGCUUCUUAUAUUCAGGAUUUAUUUAAGAGAAUCAACUGGUUGCAUCAUUGGCAUCAUCAUAGCAAACCGCCAACGUUUUGGAUAUCGGGUUUUUUCUUCACACAAGCCUUCUUGACGGGAGCCAUGCAAAACUUUGCAAGAAAAUAUAAAAUACCAAUUGAUACUCUGACAUUUGAUCAUAAAGUCCUUCAUGAGUCUUACAAAGACAAAGCUCCCGAAGAUGGCGUAUACAUAAACGGUUUAUUUUUGGAGGGAGCACGUUGGAAUUGGGAACAAAAUAUUUUGGACGAACAAUUACCCAAGGUCUUGAUAUACAUAAUGCCAGCCAUUUAUCUCAAACCGACGACAAUUAGUGAAUUACAAGAAGGUAACCGCUACAAAAGUCCAUUAUACAAGACGGCCGAACGUAAGGGCACCCUUUCGACAACUGGGCACUCUACAAAUUAUGUUAUACCCUUAUUAUUGAACACUAAAGUCAAGGCAUCGCAUUGGGUUAAACGUAGCGUGGCCUUGAUUUGCCAGACAAAUGAUUAAAUAAAAUGCAAAAUCGCCAGUCGCAAUUCAAAAUUUAAUAUUUUUGUUGACUAAUCUUUCCUUAUUUUGAGAGUUGGAAGGUUUUGUAAUACAUGCAAUAUUUUUAAGGAAUAAUCAAAUGGACACUAAACUAAAUAUCAUUUAACAUGA